GGAAGUGUUCCGGUUGUAAGAAUAAUAAUUACUGUCAAACAAAAUCUCAUUUUUUUUCACAAUUUGUUUUUAUUACAAAAAAGUGAGUAAGUCGUUCAAUGAGAGGGAAGAAAAUUAGCGCACUUUGGACACAUUCAAUAUGCUGGGCUUGUCGGUGUAUCCCAGCAACGGGCCAGCCAGUAUAAGGGGGCAUUUGUUUCAUAGAGAUGGAUGGAAAAGUGGACAAGGCGGGAAAAAUGUCCCGGAAGUACCUCGAAUAUUCCGAGGCGACGUCAACUUGACGUUAGCAUUAGCCGCGGGCGAACGAGCCGGUGCAAUGAUGUUGUGUGUUUGGUCGUCGAAGGGCCUCCGGGGCGUCCGUUCAGCAGCUUUGGCGUCGCUGCUGCUCGGGAGGAAAAGAGACAUAAGUUGGGCCGGCGGGAAGCGGUUGUCACAAACUGCAACAGGUGGUGACCACCGGCGGCCACUGGACGGCGUCAGAGUGUUGGACCUGACCCGCGUCCUGGCCGGCCCAUUCGCCACCAUGCUGCUGGGAGACCUUGGAGCCGAGGUCAUCAAAGUGGAGAAACCAGAAGUUGAAGAGUGUUGCGUGUGGCGCUCUCCAGAUGCGGGUGACGAUACGCGAGCAUGGGGUCCUCCCUUUGUGGGUUCGGAGAGUGUCUACUUCCUCAGCGUCAACCGCAACAAAAAGAGCAUCGCCGUCGACCUCAAACAUCCCAGAGGAUUGCAUGUCGUCCAGCAGCUGUCAGGCAUGUGUGACGUACUGAUGGAGAACUUUGUGCCGGGUAAACUGUCUGCUUUGGGUCUGGGAUACGAGCAGCUCAGCGGACCGAACCCGGCCCUCAUCUACUGCUCCAUUUCAGGUUACGGGCAAACGGGUCCUCACCAUCAAAGGCCGGGCUACGACUCCAUCGCCUCAGCCCUGUCCGGGAUGAUGCACAUCACAGGGUCAGAGGAGGGCGAUCCGGUCCGGCCCGGCAUAGCCAUGACUGAUCUGGCGACCGGUUUGUACGCGCACGGCGCUGUCCUGGCUGCCUUGCUGCAGCGCCAACGCACAGGGAGGGGCGCCCACAUUGACUGUGACCUGCUAUCCUCUCAGGUGUCGUGCCUCAGCCAUGUUGCCGCCAACUUCUUGAACGGUGAGAAGGAGGCCAGGCGCUGGGGUACGGCCCACGAAAGCAUCGUCCCCUACCAGGCCUUCAAAACCAAAGAUGGUCACGUGGUGAUAGCGGCGGGAAACGACCAGCAGUUUGUCAACUUAUGUCACGUUCUGCGGCUCCCGGAACUCAGCCAGCAGCCUCGAUACUCCACCAACAAGCUACGAGUCCAAAACCGUCAAGCGCUGGUGCGCACGCUGGCGCAGAGGUUUCUGCAAGAGACCACAACACAUUGGCUGGGACGCUUCGAAGGCUCGGGUGUUCCCAUUGGACCAAUCAACAGCAUCCGGGAGGUCUUCUCUGACCCGCAGGUGAAACACAACGGGCUCAUGCAGGAGAUGGAACAUCCCACUGCAGGACACAUCACUGUGCCUGGUCCGGCGGUUCGCUACAGCGGCUUCUCCCAUGGCGAUCCCAUGCCCCCGCCUGUGAUUGGUCAGCACACGGUGCAGGUGCUUCGUGACGCCUUGGCCUACCCUGAUGACGUCAUCAGCGAGCUGCUGGCGUCGGGAGCCGUGGCACAGAACUCGAGUUGUUUCCUUCUGCUCCAACUUGCUGCUGAGAAAGCUGUUAAAAACCACCACAACAGCGCCAGGAUGCGGACAAGGAGCCGGAAGGCGCGGCGUGGCGCGGAGGCCGGAGCGAAGCCUGAGCGGCCGGAUGGCUGAUCCGUGACCCCUUCGGAUGUACGAAAGAUUUCCACAGAAAGAGUGUUUUCACUUUGAAGUGCCCGGAGGACGGACGUGACCACCCCUCUUCACCCGACCCGAUGCCUGACGCGUCUGCUGUCCCGGUGAACGUCUAAGAGCAUCCGCACUCGUCCACGAUCAUGUUGUGGAUGUCCUUCUUGAUGAUCUUGUGCUCCUCGUUGUAGUAGAGCAUGGACAUGGCCCGCAGCCGCGUAGGCACGCAGCAGGAGCGCAGGUUCUGGAAGGGACUGUAGCCCCGCAUGCGGUAAUGGCUGAUGACGUUGGAAUGGAAGGAGAGUGCCGAGCCGGUGAUGCUGGCCACGUGCAGCGGGCACUCGCCCUCGCAGUAGUUGGCAUGGUAGCCGCCCGGCGCGAUGAUCCAGUCGUUCCAGCCGAUGUCUUUGAAGUUGACAUAGAAGUGGCGCUUGCAGCAGACCCGCACUUUGCCGUCACACUCCAGGCCUCGCUUGCGCCGGCGCCGAGAGUCGCCCGAGUCCUCCGGCCUCACGGCCGCCAUUAGGAAAGGCCGGUGCGACUGCUCCCGUUGGGACGGCUCCUUCCGGUUGGCGCGCUGCUGUGACCCGCCUCCGCUGCCGGACAGCAGCACGGGCGUGGCGCCCACCUCGGCGCAGAGCGGGCAAGACACCCUGACGCGGAGCGCCGCGCCACCACCGCCUUCCAGAAGCGCCUGGACCGCCGCCGAAACUGGGAAGGUGUGCCAGCCGCUGCGGCGGGUGUCCACCGUCUUCUCUGCCAGCAAGACGUCAUCCUGUGGCGAAGACGAGGGCGCACCCCGCUGGAACAGGCGGACGGCCACCUUGGCGUGGCUGCGGUUGUUCUUUGCCAAUCGUAGGAAAAGCCACACAUUGGCCUGCUCCACCAGAGACACUUCGCCACUUCCGUCGUCUUUGGACAGGACAAAGGUCACCGUGUCCCGGGCCUCACCUGAAAUGCACAAGACGCACACGGUCAGCAGCAGGUAACUAUGGAAACCCAACACCCAUACUCUCUCAUCGCGAAAUUCAUCACCUUAAAAGUUCAAAUGUGCAACAUGAGUAGAGGAAUAGCGAGCUUUUUUCUUUGUUUGUUUUCUCUCUGGAGUGGCAGCCAUCCACUUGCUGUUAACUUGUCUGUUCUCCCUCCUCUCUGAGAAGGCCAACCACAUGAAAAGCAUCCUGUUGAUUCUCAGCAAGCGUAUUCCCUCCUUGACGAGCGUAAGGCUCAAAGGACGCGCAAACAUGUGCAUCCGAGUCCACGCCCUCUCGGCCUUAUUGGCACCACAUGUGAGUCUGCGUGCACGCGUAGCAGUUUGAAGAACGCAAAAGGACGUGAAACAGCUGGUAAAUAAAAAGCCGCCAGCCGUCGUUCUUCUGGCGAGAGGAAUGUCCCGAACGCCGAGUGACUCAAACGCGCUCGCCGUCAUCGCAGGCAAAAAUGACAGGAGGAAAAAAAACAUCCAUCUCUCUGCGGCUUCUUUGCGCCAGCCCAGCUUUUCCAUUCGGGCGGAUCAAAGCUGGCUCGCAGACGAGAUUAUUCCCAGACAGGAAAACAAGAUGGCCAGACACCAAUCGCAGCUCCGCUCGGUCCCAUCACUCCACACCGGGCGCGCUAUCGAGCCGACGUGAGGGCUUUCCUCAUCGUGCGAGUCAAAGUUGGCAUCUAUCCCGCUGGUCACUGCAUCCCGGACUGGUCACUGGCCAAUCACGGGCUCGACACAACUCGACUGCCAAAAUAAUUUCCACAUACUUUUUGGAAUUUCAAAUGAAGUGCUGGAAGGGGUUCACCCUUUUGUAAGGGGGCUUGAGCCCCUCCUGGCCCCUGGGUAGUGCCAGGCCUGCUCGGGAGUCAGUGGUUGCGACCCCACGCCCUGAGCGGCCACACCCCCCACCUCCCACAGGUGGCGUGUGAUUGGCUGAGACGAACAGCGAUGUUUGAUCUGAACGAGCGACUCGCAGCCUUUCACGCCCAGCAGUUUGAAUCCUGACUGAGGAGCAUCAAAGACUUUGCCAACAUGGCCGACACAUGAAAGUUCUCUGAGGAAUGUCGCUAAUGAUGUGUUCAAUUAAGUCCAAUUAGCCAAAUGCCCGCGCACACGCACUCACGCCGGGGUUUUGUGUGUGCUCUACUAAAGGACACGGGCAUCUCCGCCAAGAAUUCCGCCACGUCUUCUUUGCGGUGGCGUCUCACUCGGUCCAAUUAAUUAGCGAGUCGCUGAACGGAUGGCUUGUCGGCAACAAAGGCGCGAGUGUUCUGACCGCUGCGUCUUCUCACGGUGUCGCCUUCGAGCGCACAACACUUUUGAUCUGGAGCUAUUUUCGGAUCGCCGGCCCCGCCUGCUGCCGUGGCGUUUGGGCCGGCGCCCUCCGCCGGCCGCCGAGGGCACGGCGACAUGACUUCCCGUCACACGUUUGAGAGCGUAGGCACGCGCGUGCGCUACUUUGCCGCACUCGCUAAGCGACAUGUUUACAAUGCGCAGAUGUCAUCUGCACUCGUUUUGGGCCACGCGAUAUGAUCGAACAUAAUUGACGGCUUUUCAAACUUUUAACACCACCUAAAACAAGGGUGUCAAACCCAUUUAUUUAGCAGGCCGCAUUGUAGUCAAAGCUUCUUUCGGAGGGCCAUUGUGACUGUCAACCCAAAUAAAUGUAUGAGCACCUCAUAUUAUAUACAGUAAAAGCUACAAAACAAACUGACAAAUAACUUGUUUUCAAAUCAGACGAGUAAAAACUGGUCAAAUAUAAAAAAAAAGAUAUUAUUAAAAGUAAAGACAAUUUGCAAUUCGAGUAAUGACACAAAUUCGAUGCACAAUUUGUCUUUGCGGGCCACAUAAAAUGAUGUGGCGGGCCGUAUCUGGCCCCCCGGGCCUUGAGUUUGACACCUGUGACAUAAAAACUUACCUAGCUGGACCACCACACCUCAUUUAUUUGAAUAAUUUGUAUCCAUUCGUAGUCCAUAAAUUGAUCGAUACUUGUUCCUCUAACUAUGACCAACCAACAUUAUGACCAGCAUAGUUGUGUAAUAGGCCUAAGUGUUUAUUAAAACUGAGACAAAAUAAAAAAAUGGGGAGCAACGAACAAAAAGUGUUCGAAAACAUUAGUAACAUUCCUAACAUUAUGCACAGUUUGAACGUGAAUACUGCCCGAAAAAAACAAAACAUUUUAACUCAUUCACUGCGAUGUGGAAGUCUUGGAUUCUUUUGUAGUGAAUGAGUUGAAUGAGUACAUUCAAAAUUGUCAUCAAGAGAACUUGAAACCCAAACAGAUGUCUAAUCACCGCAUGCAACAACGGCAUCACUCACCGGGCUCGGCGAAGGUGAUGAUCUCGGUGGCGUCUUGCUCAUCGUCGUCGUCGUGGGUUCGGCCGACGGCGGCCGGCGGGGUCGCGACCCCUCCUCUCCCUCCGCCGCCGCCUCCCCCCCGGCCCCUCCCUUCAGAUUCCCCCUCAAUGUGCACGCUGCCGUCGUCGGCCACCCGACCCACGUGCAGCUUGCGCAAAGCGUUGAGGAGCGCGGCGCGGGGCACGGGCCGGGUGAUGUUGGGCCUGACGUGUAGGUGCAGCAUGUUGAGGAUGUGGCGCUUGACUGCCUCCACCACCUCCUGCUGGGCCGCAUCCUCUUCCUGGGCGCCCUGGUUCCCAUGUACGCCCGCCAGGGCACAGGAGGGGCAGUGCCCAGCGGGUUCGGCCGGCUCUGAAGAUGACUGGCACACGUGCAGCAGGAGCAGGACGGCGCUGCUCAGCGCUGUCAGCGUGGACAUGGCGAAGGGGGCGACUUUUGGUUCCAACUUCCCCCCCGCCCACCACAACCUGGUGGUCCCCACUUUAAACUUCCCCAUGACUUGCCGGGCCUCUGCUGAUGCAGCUUCAUUGCCGAGAGUCCCGAUCCUGGACAUAUCUGAGCUGGAAUCCAUCACAGCCUCCGGUUUCCCUCUGAAGGUCCGAGGCUGCUUCCAAAAACCUUUCACGGAUUCCCGGGGACAUUGGAGCCACCUCCAUCACAGCUUCUAAUGUUCAUCCAAAAUAUUGUCACUUUGUCAUCACAUUGAAGGGCUUCUGCAGUGGUUCCAACAAUAUUGGCUGCUUCUCCAAACACCAUUUUCAAAAUCCUGCAGUGCUUCUCAGGCCUUACUGUGUUGUUCUCAAAGGUGUUUCUAAAGACGUGGGUGGUUCUUAGAACCCAUCAGAUGUUCUAAGACCUGUCAAAGGUUGCAGACUAUUUUUGUAAUGACCUUUCGAAGGUUCUAAGGUGAGGUUCAAGGAUGGUUCUGAAGACAUUUGAGAGGACCUUCAAGCGGAGCCACUGCUUCUCCACAUGGAGAUGAGUAGCUUGAUGUGGUUCUUGUGACCACCUUUUCUAUUUUGGACGCUUUGUGAUGUGUCCUCGGCAUGUCCGGAAAACACCUCCCUGUUUGUGCGUGCGUACGUGCAUGAGUAGGAAGCGUCGUUGCUGAGAAGUUCCGAGGAAAAGGGCUCCCACAUCUGUUCUGACAUGUUUACGGGGUAACAUCAUCAGUGUGUGACUCGUCACUCGUCUGCACGCUUUCCUCAACCGUUGGCGGAUCGAGUCAUUGUGUGACGGACGUUGGCGUCUUCAAAACUCCAUUCAGUCUUUCACUUUUUCGUUGGUACGUCAAAUAAUCAUCACCUGUACAUGACAGCGAGGUCUUGUGACAGGCGGAACAAUUCAGUUGCCUUCCACUAAAGGGCGCAAGCUCCAAAAUGACCUUUCGUGACUUUUUUGUUUCAAUUUGUUGUUGACAGUUGAAUGUAUCGGAUGGAUUUUCAUUUGCCCAAAAUCAAACAAUAUGAAAAAUCGUG
This is a messenger RNA of Syngnathus typhle (broad-nosed pipefish), 6661 nucleotides long. It is a transcript of the gene sugct, whose product is annotated as succinyl-CoA:glutarate-CoA transferase. NCBI's taxonomy places the organism in Eukaryota, Metazoa, Chordata, Actinopteri, Syngnathiformes, Syngnathidae. Bases 140 to 1825 code for a protein of 561 amino acids. Gene Ontology annotation, molecular function: catalytic activity. The record is from RefSeq and is a predicted model, not a curated record. The transcript has 20 exons.